AAACCCGGGUUCUGGGGUUACGGGGGAGCUGUCCAGCCCCACAGACCCAGCUGGAAGGAAGAGUAGGCCAAGGCGCGCCAGGCGGAGCGAGGCGCGGGCGCCAGGCGCGGGUGCGGCAGUGACUCCCCCUGCAGCCCGCCCCCCACGUGGCCGCCGCCGUCCCAGCCCCUCCGAGGAAGCGGCGCGGCUUCCUGCGGCUCGGGCCGGGGAAACAGGCUCCCCCGCCCGGGCUAGCUCAGCUCCAGCGCCCCUCCUCGCCUUCUCGCCCAAGGCGCGAUGGCCCGGUUCCUGGAGGAGCGCGCCCCGGGUGGAUCGCGGCUCGCUAGGAUCCUCGCCGGGUGGCCGGCAGCGCUCCGCCUCCCUCCGCUGUUGCUGCUUCUGCUGCUGAUUUUGCUGGGCGCUGCCUCAACUUCUCCGGAGUCCCUGAAUCAAUCUCUUCCCACUGAGGACAGCUUGCUGUCAAAAGAGAAUGUGGAGGAGAGCUACGAAGAGAAUGUCCUAGAUUGCUGGUCUCUUUAUAAUGGUCAUAUGAACUCUGUCAAAGAUUGGUGCAACUGGACUUUGAUUAGCAGGCAUUACAGUGACCUGCAGUAUUGCUUGGAGUACUUUGCGGAGCGGUUUGGCCUGGGUUUCCCAAACCCUUUGGCAGAAAGGUUCAUCUUGGAGACUCACGUGAUACACUUUGCCAACUGCUCCCUGAUGCAGCCCACCUUCUCCGAUCCGCCAGAGGAUGUGCUCUUAGCCAUGAUCAUCGCUCCCAUCUGCCUCAUCCCUUUCCUGGUCACUCUUGUGGUGUGGAGGAGUAAAGACAGCGAUGGCCAGGCCUAGGGGGCAGCUGGUCUUCGGCAGCCAUGUUUUCCCUUUCCUCUGCUGGAACCGGGGAUCUCUACUCCCCUCUCUUCCCGUUUCUCACCCUCACCUUUCCCACAGACCUUUGGAUUGGUGGAAAUGGAAGCCAAGUACAGUCACGGCACAAUUUCUGUAGUCUUUAAAAUUUAAAAAAAAAGUAUGUGUUUUUGUACAAUA
This is a messenger RNA of Microtus oregoni (creeping vole), 1026 nucleotides long. It is a transcript of the gene Ramp2, whose product is annotated as receptor activity modifying protein 2. The transcript has 4 exons. The record is from RefSeq and is a predicted model, not a curated record. Gene Ontology annotation, molecular function: coreceptor activity. Gene Ontology annotation, cellular component: signaling receptor complex; cell surface; membrane. Gene Ontology annotation, biological process: protein localization to plasma membrane; receptor internalization; cellular response to hormone stimulus. NCBI's taxonomy places the organism in Eukaryota, Metazoa, Chordata, Mammalia, Rodentia, Cricetidae. The coding region runs from base 277 to 828 and encodes 183 amino acids.